UGCCGCAGCCAAACUCAUAAACCGACCAGUCCAUCACCCACCAUCGACUCCUUCCUUCUUUUCAAAUCCAACCGGAUUUUUUUACUUCUUCUCCUCAAAACUCCUCAAAACUUCCCACCAGGGUCACGACCCGGUCACCCCCCUCCCCCCAGGGCUCUCGUCUGUCUGGGUGUGGUUUCUGAGGCGCCGAUAAGCCCCCUUCACAAUCCUGACCAGACGAAGGCGGGGAAGAAGCGAGGUGGUUUGUAGCGGUGACUGAGUAAGAAUGAGAUCUGAUUAAUUCAAGGGAAACUGAAUCGUAACAUUUUGAUAUCUUCAACAUGGACCAACUUCCUGACUCGACGGUGGAUAAUGACCCUGUUUCUCCUGGAGAUUCUCCAGAGGAGGGUCGUGUCGCACCAAAGCUGUUUUUGAAAGCUCUGCCCGGUGGAACGUUUCAAUCAUCGCCAUGUUCCAGUCAUACGAUUGCUUCGUCGACAUCGUCCUCGGCGGCGGGGGCGGUAGGAGGGUCGGCAUCGUCUUCUUCUACAGGUAGUAGUAAACCACCUCCUCUCGUUUCAAGGCCGUCUCCCUCGAAAUCUUCUCCAAUUGUGUCGACAACAACAUCUAUCGGAAGUGGAAAUCCUGCUGCUGCAGCGACAACGUCCGCGUAUCUGCCGAGGGCUCGAUUCCUUAACAUGGGGAAUAGAAACUUUAUCAAACCAAACAAGAAGACUUUGCCAGGUUUGACACCAAUCAGUUCUAUGAACAGUGCACCCGGUCCGUCAUCAUCAUCAUCUUCACCACUUGUGGGUAGAUCGGAUGUAAAGAUUUACACUGCCUCAUCCUCCGAAGGUGUGCCUAUGCCGACAGCAAAAAUUAUCAAAACGUCGAGCACCACGGCGGGUGAGUCCAGCAGAGGCAAGAUGGUUAGCACUAAUCAACCUCCUGUACCAAAAGUUCGUCUUCAACUGACCCAUCCCUCACCCAGUACGGAACCACAAUCAAAAGACUCGGCAUCACCAUCUGUAAAAUUGACUACGAAACCUCUCAUCAUUCCACGCUCGGCAAUUUUGCCAGAAUCGGUUAAAUUCCCGAAAGUUUCAAAGGAAAAUCCUCCCAAAGUUAUAAGUGUCCGUAGCGAAAAUUUUCAUUUUUUCCAAACUCCGAUCAUCAUUACUCCCUCCAUGUUAUCGAAUGAGGAUGAAGAUGAGGAUGACGCCAAUCCUCGAGAAACCAGCCUCCCUUCAAGCACUACGACCGAUUCAAACGUGAGCAGCAGUGGGGGGCAUAAAGCUGUCCCCACUUUCAAACUGCCACCUCGGGUUAAGCCUACAAUGUCGGAGGGAGCGGGAAACAACGCGGCCACCUCGUCCGCUUCCGAACCUGGAGAUCGGCUCAAAACCAUGCUGGACAAUCUACUGAGCAACAGCUCUCUCUCUAUUCCGGGCGGAAUUUCCAUCUCGCCAGUAAUGUCACCAUCUCAACAUUUGCAACAAGGACGACCAACUGCGUUUAUACGAAAGAAAGGUCCACCUGGUCCCCCACUUCCAGGCCAUCCACAAUUUGGGAAAGUUGACAAGCGAGGAGAAAGUGGAGGCGUUGUCCGUCCCAUAAAAAUUCCAACGAGCAGAUUUCCCUCCAAGGCUGCUCUACAAGCCCAAAUUAAACGCGGAUUUGAAUCGGCAGCUAUGUCUGUGCAAGGAAUUGGAGAAAAGGGGCCCUACUUGGGAGGACAGGUGGCCGCGACCAUGAGCACCACGCCACGUGCUGUAGUCCCCAGCGCUGCAGCAGGAUCUUCUUCUUCGAAUGGUGGUGACCAACCAGAAGCCAAAAGGUUUAAGCGAGGACCGCUUCCUACUCCUCCGGGGGGUGAAAGUUCAAGUCUAUCGGAAGAAAUGGCCAAGUAUGAUGCCAAAUAUGACCUCAAGAUCCCCAAAGUUGUUAUCACUAAUCAGUCAGUACGAAUAGUAAGAAGAAAAGAAGAUUCAGGUGAUGAAGAAGAUGAAGAUGACGAUGGUGAUGAUGACGGCGAUGAUACUGAAGGAAACCAAGAAUCGCCACGACCAUCCAAACCAGACACAACUGGUGAAGGUGACACGGAUGACAAACUUGGAGACGGAACUCCUGAUGGAGAUGGAUCUGCACGACGGACUGGUCGCCGACGAAAACCAACAAAACAUUUUAUGACUGAUUUCGUUCCCACGAGGCGUCGCAGGGUAGAAAUGAUGGGCGAUGAUGCCACCACGCCAGGAGGAGGAGGAGGAGGUGAAGACGCGGCGAUAACCUCGUCAGAUGGACCCGUUGUCAGGACUCGGGGGCGACCGAGGGGGUCAGGAAGAGGACGUGGUCGUCCACGUGGGUCCACUCUUAAAGCAAAAUUAGAACGUGAGGCCAUGAAUUUUUUGCAAAGCGUGGACAACGCUUCUUCGUCGGCUCAGUUUGCAAAUCAGUUACCCGACUCGUCACCACCACCACGCGGUAGUGAAAAUGAAGAUGAUGGUAAGGGUGGUCAGGACAUGACCACACCGGGAAGUUUUUCGCCACAACCUUCACUCUCUGGUUCUGGAUCUUCAACUACUACACCGACCAAAACCCGAGGACGCGGACGUGGGCGAGGAACUGGUGGAUCAGCGGGACGUGGAACGCCAUUAACACCGCGAGGGGCACGGCGUGGUGGACGUGGGUCUAGAGGCCCGAGGGGUGCAGCACGAAAUAUUUUACUUGCGACACGUAGAGCUCUCAAAAUGAGUGAGACCGAGGUGAAAGUGGAGGCAGAGUCGAAGCUGGACGCAUUUGAGGAUGAGACACGCAUGGGAGGCGCGGAUGAUGCUGCUGUUGAUGUGACUACUCUUGAGACGGGAGGAGGAGAUAGUGUGGCAGCAGCAACAGUAUCAUCGUCUGGUGCUAUUGAUGACCAACCUAGCACACCAGUCUUGGUAACAUCCUCUGGAAUUUGCGGGAUGGAUGAAGAGGUCAGCAAUCUUAGCUCGACGAGCCAAUCUGCAAGUGCGAGCGUGACAAAAAAGAAAUUUUCAAAGGACUUUAUUGAUGAGAGAAAACCAGUCACUGUUGAGACUCUGUUUGAAUACAAGUGGCCUCAAGAGACUCCCGACGGCGAGUACUUUUUCCUUCAGGAGCAAAUCAUUGAAUUCUUGGGACAUAAAUCUUUCCGCCGCAAGUAUCCAAACCUGCGCCGUCGCCCCGUUGAAAUGGUUGAGCGCGACUUCCUCCGUGAGAAGAAAAUCGUAUCAGAAACUCAGUGCGACCUCGGUCUCACAGCCAUUAACAGCUCAGAAGUGCUGGACAUUUUAUACAACGACUUUCCCAAAAAGUACGAAGAAUAUCGAAAGUUUGAGGAGGAACGGAGGGAAAAGGAGCUCACCAAGAAUCAGGCAUCCACAACGGCCAACUCCACGACGACGACUAGAGAUCGGUCGGCAGAAUUUAUGAAUCGAAUUACCAAAUCGUGUGCAAAGUGGAACGCAAUGAUGAAUGCACAACGGAAUGAGAACAGGACUCAAUCCUACGACCUCCAAACAAUGACGCUGAACGUUCGACAAGGGAAGAUGAAAGUGGUGCGGCCUGAGGCUACCAAGUUGGGCUAUUACCCUGUGCCUGUAUUGCCGGGGCAGUAUUGCGAUAAUUACAAGAGCUAUACACCCGUCGAGUUGAAAUACCUCCCCUUGAACACGGUGAUUUACGGUCCUAUUCAAGAGAACAGGACUACGGAUGAGGUCUCUGAGGAUGGUGCCUCUGACUCAAAUGGCUCCUCUUCCUCGGGCGAUGACUCCUCAUCAAGCAGCAGUGAGGACGAAGGAAGUGACACCGAAGUUAACAAAACCAUCUCUGACUCCAUCCCCGUCCUCAAUGAGAAAGAUACUCAAGGAACUUGCAAAUCUUGCAAUGGCACCUACGCCAAGAAUAAAUUGGGACGAAACGAGAUUCUUAUUCACUGUGCUAAAUGUGACUCUGCCAAUCACCCAACCUGCUUGGAGUUGACGCUCGACAUGUUACCAUACAUUCGUAAGUACGACUGGCAAUGCACCGAUUGUAAGAACUGCAUCGAGUGUAACGACCCAGCCGAUGAAGACAAAAUGCUCUUCUGUGAUUGUUGUGAUCGAGGGUAUCACAUUUACUGUGUCGGACUUCGCCGAGUUCCAACUGGCCGGUGGCACUGCGUUACGUGCAGCGUUUGCCACUCGUGCGGGGUGAAUGAGCCAUCGGCGGAUGAUCGAGCAGCGGAAUGGCAGCAUGAAUACAAAAAGGGUGAGAAGGGUUCUCGUUACUAUCUCCACUCUCUCUGCGUCCCCUGCCACAAGAUCUACAAGAAGGGCCAGUUCUGUCCCAACUGCUUAAAAUGCCAUUUGAAACUGGACGACAAAAAUUUGAUGGAGUGUCGCAGCUGCGAUAAAUGGGUGCACAAACACUGUGUUAAGAAACCAUUACAAACAAAGUUUGGAUUUCUCUGCGAUUCCUGUGAAACUUCGAAUUUCACUAUGAGGACAAAACUUCCUCCAACAAAUAGGCGAAAUUAAGGAUAAGAAUACUACAUACAUAUUUUAAUAUUAUAAAAUUUAACUUAAGUAAUUUAAGGAUGGCACAAAAAUGGACAAGAAUUUGUUUUGGUAUGACGUUUAUUGAAUUAAUUGACUAUUGUUCGUCAUUCCCCUCUCUCUCUUAUUAUUUUACUUUACAUUUUUUUUGUAAUUGUUACUGUUACGACGACCAGUAUAAACCAUUCAGUCAUGUUGUAUUGGAUAUAAAUAUUUUUAUGUCACUAAAUUUAUACUACGAGAUAUGUACUACACUGCUGCUUAAUUACCACUGAUGACUUGUUAAUGACUUAAGUCGAAAAUAUCAUAGGUUAACAAAACUAAAGUAUUUCCGAGUAUUUUGUCUAGUUUGGGCUCAGCUAUCCAAUUUCUACUCUAACACCUACAACCUUUCCUAAUCGGUUUCUUUUAUUUCCUUGAAUUAAAACAUGUAGCUUCAUUAAUUUCUUACAAACAAUUUAAUGAAAGGAAGUUAAAUUUAUGUAAUUUAUUAACAUUUUCUGAACAUUGUACACUUUUCUAGUUUACUUAAACAAUAAUUUAAUAGAUCUGUCGAUGUCCUUGUUGCAUCUACUCUGUUUGUUGGUAGUCAUUUACAUACAGAAUCAUAAACAUUAACUAAUUAAGUAUUUAGUAAAUAUAUUUUACGUACUCCCUUAUUCGUUAGUAGCAAAACUGGCACACAUGAUUUUCCUUUAUUUAAAGUUAUUAAUUGUUGUUAUCGUAAAUUAUAAUUUAUGAUGGUGGUUAUAAUUUGAUAAAUGUUUCAUGUUUGAUCUGA
This is a messenger RNA of Folsomia candida, 5316 nucleotides long. RefSeq lists its product as uncharacterized. Gene Ontology annotation, cellular component: npBAF complex. The transcript is spliced from 12 exons. The record is from RefSeq and is a predicted model, not a curated record. The coding region runs from base 321 to 4517 and encodes 1398 amino acids. NCBI's taxonomy places the organism in Eukaryota, Metazoa, Arthropoda, Collembola, Entomobryomorpha, Isotomidae.